Cylindrotheca closterium is the source of this 564-nucleotide messenger RNA. The record is from the annotation of a GenBank genome assembly. Lineage: Eukaryota; Bacillariophyta; Bacillariophyceae; Bacillariales; Bacillariaceae.
AUGAAUUCAUUCAUCACUAGAAUCAUUUACUUUCUCCAGUUCCUUAUUCUGUUCCUGAAUCCUUCUACUACAACUUCUGCCGUUCGGAUACCUUUUGCGUUGCCAAUCACCAAAUGUUCCACCAUCUCCUUUUGGAGUAGUCAAACGAAGACUCUCAUAACAGAAGGAGGAAUAGUAUCCUCUAGUACGACCUCCCUCAAUGCUGCCAUUGGACGAAAGGGCAACAAGAACCACAAACGAAAGGUGGCAACCUUCAAAAACAUUGAAGAAGUUUUGGAAUCAUUUUACGAAGAGCCGAUUGGUGUCUUGUUUGGCACCAAGAGUUGCGGACCAUGCCAUUCCAUGAAGGAAGAAAUGAAACAAGUUCAUUCCACCUUUGGAAAUGAGCUGCUCUUGUUUGAUGUUGACAUUGAUCGAUGGCCAUCCGUGGCCAACAAGAUGAAUGUCAUUAUGGCACCGACUCUGCUGGUCUUUCAGCAAGGUCAAGUUCAGUUGCGAUUGGAAGGCAUGUUGCCAGCUGAAACGAUAUUGAAAGAAUUGCGUUCCUUUUUGGGACAUUCAUGA